Molecule: messenger RNA, 2092 nt
Organism: Lates calcarifer (barramundi perch)
Lineage: Eukaryota; Metazoa; Chordata; Actinopteri; Centropomidae
Gene: stard15
Product: StAR-related lipid transfer (START) domain containing 15
Exons: 6
Coding region: 166-951 (261 amino acids)
Molecular function (GO): lipid binding
Source: RefSeq, a predicted model, not a curated record
CCGAAGCAGCAGAACCCUCUCUCUGGUUCAGGUCACUUCACUGAGACUCAAAACUACAGCUGUGUGACCAACUGUGAGGACUACAGAGGGGGAGGGAGGGGGACACUCAUGUGAAGAUCAACUCCAGCUCCUCCACUUAUAUUUGGUUCUGGUUCUGGUUCUGAAAUGCCGGUGCAAAUCCCGGACGACUCAGACUUCUCCUCCUUCAAAGACCAGUGUUUGAGCUCUGAUGGAUGGAUCAGCCGCUACAACAAGGGAGGGGUGACGGUGUGGUGCCGGGAGGAGGAGAGCAAGACGGUCCAGAAACUCAAGAUGAGGAUAGUGUGUAAAGACGUGACGGCAGAGACACUGUACGACGUCCUCCAUGACACCCCCUACCGCAGGAAGUGGGACACCAACAUGAUUGACACGUAUGACAUCGGCAGACUGACCGUCAAUGCAGACGUCGGAUAUUACUCCUGGAAAUGUCCGACUCCUCUGAAGAACAGAGACUUUGUGACAAUGAGAUCUUGGCUUCCUCUUGGCAGCGACUACCUGAUCAUCAACUACUCUGUCAAACACCCGCAACAUCCUCCUAAGAAGGACUACGUCCGAGCCGUGUCUCUGCUGACUGGGUACCUGAUCCAGUCCAACGGAGCCAACUGCUCCACCCUCUACUACCUGACCCAGGUGGACCCCAGAGGUUCUCUACCAAAGUGGGUGGUGAACAGAGUAUCUCAGUUUGUGGCUCCAAAGGCCAUGAGGAAGAUCUACAAGGCAUCUCUGAAGUAUCCGGACUGGAAGAGGAAGCACAACCCAAACCUGAAGCCGUGGAUGUUUCCAGAGCAGAACACGCUGCCGUGCAUCAGCGUGUCGGAGCUGACGGUGCAGAGAGCCGACUCUCUGGAGAACAUCGACGAGAGCGGCCUGACUGAGGAGAAGACGCACCACAGCGACGAUGAAGAGACUUAAACACAUAUAACACAAUAUCCAUCUCUCUCUGCUUUACUGUUUCUUUCUCGUUUCUUUCUCUCUGAUGAUUCUGUGCCUCCAGGUUCAGUUUAAAGAACAAAACCCUCCUGUUGGUGAGGUUAGUGUGGUUAAAGGCUCUGCUCACCCUCACAGGUGUUUCCAGGUGUUUCAGGUGUUUCCAGGUGUUCAGGUUAAACAACAUGCUAGAAAUGAGUGAGGUCACCAAACGUGUAAGAACAUACAGUGAAAUAGAAGUACAUCUGAUGAUUAAUAGUAAUUACUGAUAAUCAAUGGAGUGAAAAGCUGAUCAGAUUUUCAGUGAUGUGAUAAAUUCGCUCAUCUGUUAAACUGGAACUGAAAUGAUUCACUGGUUGUUAAAAUACCUGAUGAGACGUCAUUUAACAUAUUUAAUCAGAAUAAAUGAUCUGAUUCCAUCAGUGAAUACAUAAAUGAAAAGGUUCAGAGUCGGAACGUCCUCAGGUGAAAGUCUCUGUUUCUGAGCAUCAGCUCAAAAACCUGUUGUACCAUCAGUUUACCACCGGGGGGUGCUGUCAUCCACACUGUGAGGAUACAGAUACAGAUCUGAAACUUGUCCUUGUUAACACUGAUGAAGAACAGCUGAGUUCACUUAUAUGUUUCACUAUGAACUGACCUGAAUUCACCUCUGCUGUCACACUCUGAUGAUGAUGAUGAUGAUGAUGAUGAUGUCUACAGGGUGAUCAGCUGCUUUCAGUCGUACUGUUCAGUAAAAACUGAGUCAUGUGACCUUAGAUGUCCUCUCAUGACCUCUGACCUCCUCUGUGAUUGGGUCCCUGUAGACAUUCAGAUUCAGUCUCAUCGUGUUUAAACGUGUGUGUGUGUGAGAGAGAGAGAGAGAGAGAGAGAGAGAGAGAGAGAGUCUGCAGUACCUCCCAGUGGACACACACCUUCACUACAGCCUCAGGGUAACAGGCGUCAGGUGAAUAAUCUCCUCCUCUACAGGCUGAUCACUUCCCAAUAAUUCAUCAAUAGAAAUAUUGAUUAAAGAUGUUUAACCUGAGUCAGAGUCUGAAUGUUUGAUUGAGGAGGUGAAGCAUCUCUCUCAUAAACUAUCUUUGUUUUGUUAAACAGAUUCUACUUUAAUCAAUAAAGUCGAUAUUUU